CCUCCAGCCCGCAUCGCGCAUCCCGCAUCUCCCAACCACGUCCCGCAUCCCGGAGGAGAGAGGACCAAUAGCAGAGCGCGCAGCAUCCUCAGCAUCCCCAGCAUCCCCAGCAUCCUCACUCUGACUCCCUGCGUCAAGGCGUGAACAUCUGUUUCUUUUUUUAAACUUAUUUCUCGAAAGAGACGCGUUUCUUCCUGUGGGACUGGAGCGGUCCGGUCCGUUUGGCUUCUCGCAUGCGCUCAUUGUGACCGUGGUGGAAACGCGUGGAUGCGACGCACUUUGAGGGAAAUCAAACAGAACAAACCGCCGCCACCUCAUAACCCCGCUCAUCUUUUUAUUUAUUUAUUUUUUUUAAUCUUUUCAUGAAAAAAAAAAACCUUUUUGUCAGCGAGUGUGCGCGCGUGUGAAUUAACGGGGAUUUUUUCAACGGGAAAAACAAAAAAAAAACAAAAAACUGAUUUUAUGUGCGCGGCGAAGACGGAAAACAGGAACUCCGGCAGUUGUGCAUUAAUCGCAUUUUAAAAAAAAAUCAUUUUUGUUGACGUCUUCUAUGUGGCAUCGCACUGUACUGGGCUAUCAAAGGCAUAUAUAAAUAUAUAAAUAUAUAUAGAGACAUAUAGACUGGAGGCCAGGUUCAGUGCUUCCGACGCAGUCCUCGGCUACCCCGCCGUUACGUAGCGGCUCAAGCUCCAUUUCAGCACCGCGGACAGACGCCCAUGACCCCCCAGCAGGAGAAUAUCUCAUAUUUCAUAUUUCACCCUGGACCCUUCUGGACGGCGUGAAAGAAGAGGCGCAUCCGGAGCAGAGGGAGAGCUCAGAGCCACACUCCGACAGUCCGGAAACGUCAUCCAGACCGUUCCGGCGUGCCGUGAAUGCCGGACAGAAGCUAGCCCCGGCAGCGCGGCUCUCCAGACCGUGAGGCCCUCCCCUCACCCCGUGCGACCUUUCGGCUCGGUCCCCCGCUGAGGCACCGAGGCUCACGCCCGUGUCUGCCGCUCUCACCGGCGAGCACCCACCCCCGCCACCAUGGGCACUGUGCUAUCUCUGUCGCCCAGCUACCGCAAGGCCGGGCUCCUCGAGGAUGGCCCCGCCACGGUAGGCCCCUACACGGCCGUGCAGAACAGCAAGAACGCCAAAGACAAGAACCUGAAGCGACACUCGCUCAUCAGCGUGCUGCCCUGGAAGCGCAUCGUUGCCGUCUCGGCCAAGAAGAAGGGCUCCAAGAAGGUGCAGCCCAACACGACGUACCAGAACAACGUGACCCACCUCAACAAUGAGAACCUGAAGAAGUCGCAGUCAUGCGCCAAUCUGUCCACCUUCGCCCAGGACUCCAGCGCCCCGGUCAUCCCGGGCUCCAAGACUUCCGCCAAUGUGGCCUCCUCGGUGAAGAAGGUGCCCCCUUCGGGUUCCAGCACGGCCGCCCCCGGCACACCGAAGCGGGUCAUCGUCCAGGCGUCCACCAGCGAGCUGCUCCGCUGCCUGGGCGAGUUCCUCUGCCGCCGCUGCUACCGGCUGAAGCACCUGUCGCCGACAGACCCGGUGCUGUGGCUGCGCAGCGUGGACCGCUCGCUGCUGCUGCAGGGCUGGCAGGACCAGGGCUUCAUCACGCCCGCCAACGUGGUCUUCGUCUACAUGCUGUGCCGCGACGUCGUCUCCUCCGAGGUGGCCACCGAGCACGAGCUGCAGGCCGUGCUGCUCACCUGCCUCUACCUGUCCUACUCCUACAUGGGCAACGAGAUCUCGUACCCGCUCAAGCCCUUCCUGGUGGAGAGCUCCAAGGAGACCUUCUGGGACCGCUGCCUGUCCAUCAUCAACCUGAUGAGCGCCAAGAUGCUGCAGAUCAACUCGGACCCGCACUACUUCACCCAGGUGUUCGCUGACCUCAAGAACGAGAGUCAGAAGGAGGAGGAGAGGAGCCGCUUGCUCAUCGGACUGGACCGACUCCAGUCUGUAAGGAAGCCGGAGAGAACGCCGCGGCACCUCCAGCAGCACAAAGCUAAAGCGUCCAAGGAGGAGCUGCCGGCCUCCCUGCCCACGGCGGCAAACACAAUUGCCGGUUGUUUGAAACAGAGCAAGUGAGGAGAUGAGGGACAGAGAGAGGAGGCACCGUCCCUGAAGCACAUGGGACACGGUUGCUAAGGACUCACCUGGUGCUUUGGACGUGGGGCGAGGUGCCGUGUCACUUUGAACGGGCGGCGUAAAGGGGAUGUACUCACGGAUACGCUAUGCUCUGUGGCAAUCGCAGUGCGCCGGAGUCCCAGGGUUCGAGUGCUGGGCCCACACUGACUCGGUGUGUCACCGAGUCCUGCCAUUUCUUUUCCCCACUUGCAACACAAAGUAGUUGUUUUGGAAAAAUACUUUAAAAGGUUAAAAAAAAAAAAAAAAAAAAAACUAAUUGUUCAGAUUUAUCUCUUUGGUUCUUUUGUGUAUCUUGUUGUGUACAUCUUUGUUGAACAAAAAAAAGAGAAAAAGACAACAGUGUUAUUAGAAUUUAAAAGAGGGGAGUCGCUCCCUUUGAUUGCAUGUGGGUGUGUGUGUGCGCGCGUGCGUGGAGUGAACGAAUGUGCAUUUGUACUGAUGAAAGCGUGAGUUUGUUUUCUUACGGGGGACGGGGUGCGAAAAGGAAGUUGAGUCGUUUGGGGUGGGGUGGGUCCAAUCGGGUCGGGACCAGGGUGCUGAACCAACACAGUUGUUCAACUGACAAAAGCUGUUGCUGUAACUGAACCUUUUUCUGUUCGUUUCUGCUUAUUUUUAUUUAUUUUUGUACCGUGAUGGAAAUUAAAAUGCACUGAUUGUUCAUGACGCACAAAGGAGUUACUGUCUCUGUGUCUUCAGUGUCUCCAUCAUCAGCAGUAAGAUGCACACGUGACCCUGACCCUGGACCACGCCGAUCGAGGGAAAAGGUGUCGAACCUGUAGCACCC
Molecule: messenger RNA, 2923 nt
Organism: Scleropages formosus (Asian bonytongue)
Lineage: Eukaryota; Metazoa; Chordata; Actinopteri; Osteoglossiformes; Osteoglossidae
Gene: cdk5r1b
Product: cyclin dependent kinase 5, regulatory subunit 1b (p35)
Exons: 4
Coding region: 1027-2079 (350 amino acids)
Biological process (GO): brain development; axon guidance
Cellular component (GO): growth cone; protein kinase 5 complex; cytoplasm
Molecular function (GO): cyclin-dependent protein serine/threonine kinase activator activity; protein kinase binding
Source: RefSeq, a predicted model, not a curated record